Cynara cardunculus var. scolymus (artichoke) is the source of this 1020-nucleotide messenger RNA. RefSeq lists its product as uncharacterized. The record is from RefSeq and is a predicted model, not a curated record. Bases 39 to 662 code for a protein of 207 amino acids. The transcript has 3 exons. Lineage: Eukaryota; Viridiplantae; Streptophyta; Magnoliopsida; Asterales; Asteraceae.
CACACGCAUACAGCCAUAUAUCUUUCUUGGUAUAUGUCAUGACGACGGUGCCGGCCAAGUCACACCAACCGAUGCACAAUUUCUCUCUCCCUUUCCUAAAAUGGGGCCAGAGAAGCCAUGCCAAUACCUACAACCGCUGCCGCCGGCUCCUAUCUGACGCCACCACCACCAACCCUCACCGCCGCUCAUCUCCUGCAACUGAUUCCGAGUCCGACCACAACAAUAAUGGAAAAUCUCUUUGCUCUCUUGACCGCAAGACUAAAGACAAGGGAACGACAGUCGACGACGAAAACGGAGGUGUAUUCCUGGAAAGAGAGAAUAACAGUAGCAAAGCAGCCGCUGACGGAGAGGUUAAGCCAUGGAAUCUGAGGCCGAGGAGGUCGGCGAUCUCUAAUGUUCCUAAUCAUAGGGUUCUGGCGGCGAGCAGUAUGAAAUCGCUGAGAGGUGUAGCGGCAGAGGAGGAGGAGGAGGAUAAUAAUAUGAAGAGGAAAUUGUGGAUCUCGUUAUCGAAGGAAGAGAUAGAGGAAGAUGUGUAUGCAUUCACCGGAUCAAAACCAGCUCGAAGGGCCAAGAAGAGGAACAAGACCGUACAGAAACAAGUUGACAAUCUAUUUCCUGGGCUUUACUUGGUUGGGAUUUCGGCAGAUUCUUAUCGAGUUUAGAAUGUUUCGGUGUUGAUGAUCAUACACUUGCACUUGUUGCAGAGGUAGAUAUCUUGUACAAAAGGAAUCAGUUGAUUAAGAAGAAAAUCUUGAAGGCAUAAUUAAAAUGGUGUGUUGUUGUUAGGGACUUAGUUUUUGGAUCUUUGAUUAUAAAGAUGUGGAAAUGACAUAUGAAUCCACUUGCAAAAGCUAUCUACUUCAUUCAGCCAUUUUUUAUGAUCAAUUCCUCUUCAAGAUUAUAAGUUGUUUACUUGUUUUAUGUAUACAAUGGUUGUGAACCUUACAAACUUAGUAGCAUAUUACAUACAUCCUCAAACAAACAUUGCUUUUGCAUCCUAAAUUCUAGUUUAUGAAAUAA